This is a messenger RNA of Populus nigra (black poplar), 1737 nucleotides long. RefSeq names its product beta-amyrin 28-monooxygenase-like. Gene Ontology annotation, molecular function: heme binding; iron ion binding; oxidoreductase activity, acting on paired donors, with incorporation or reduction of molecular oxygen. The transcript is spliced from 3 exons. The record is from RefSeq and is a predicted model, not a curated record. Gene Ontology annotation, biological process: sterol metabolic process. The coding region runs from base 74 to 1519 and encodes 481 amino acids. NCBI's taxonomy places the organism in Eukaryota, Viridiplantae, Streptophyta, Magnoliopsida, Malpighiales, Salicaceae.
UUUGCAUUAUAAACUCAUCAUCACCUUCACAACUGCGUCGUUAGCUAGCACAAGGAAGAGUCCUACAGAAUUAAUGGAGCUUCUCUUCCUCUCACUCCUCCUCGCCCUCUUUGUUUCCUCCGUCACUAUUCCCCUCUUUCUCAUCUUUUACAAUCAUCGAUCCCAGAACAGCCACCCCAACCUCCCUCCAGGCAAGCUAGGCCUUCCCCUUGUUGGUGAAAGCUUUGAGUUCUUGGCCACGGGAUGGAAAGGCCAUCCUGAAAAGUUCAUCUUUGAUCGCAUAGCUAAAUACUCAUCUCACAUCUUCAAGACAAAUAUUCUUGGUCAACCAGCAGUUGUCUUUUGUGGUGUUGCUUGUAACAAGUUUUUGUUUUCCAAUGAGAACAAGCUCGUUGUAUCCUGGUGGCCCGACUCUGUUAACAAAAUCUUUCCCUCUUCACUUCAAACAUCAUCUAAAGAGGAAGCCAAGAAAAUGAGAAAACUUCUCCCUCAGUUCUUGAAACCUGAGGCCUUGCAAGGAUACAUUGGUAUCAUGGAUACCAUUGCACAAAGACACUUCGCCUCGGAAUGGGAACAUAAAGAACAAGUGCUGGUGUUCCCUUUGGCAAAGAAUUACACCUUUCGUUUGGCUUGUAGAUUGUUUCUGAGUAUUGAAGAUCCAAGCCACGUAGCUAAAUUUUCUGACCCCUUUAAUCUUUUAGCCUCGGGUAUCAUUUCCAUCCCCAUUGAUUUGCCCGGGACUCCAUUCAACCGAGCCAUCAAAGCCUCAAACUUCAUCAGAACUGAGCUUUUAGCUUUUAUAAGACAAAGAAAGAAGGAUCUUGCAGAGGGAAAAGCUUCCCCCACGCAGGAUAUAUUGUCACAUAUGUUGUUGACAUGCGAUGAAAAUGGAAAAUGCAUGAAUGAGCUUGAUAUUGCUGAUAAGAUCAUUGGAUUGUUGAUUGGUGGGCAUGAUACAGCCAGCGCUGCUUGUACCUUCAUUGUCAAGUAUCUUGCAGAGCUUCCACAUAUUUAUGAGGAAGUUUACAAGGAACAAAUGGAGAUAGCCAAAUCCAAAACUCCUGGUGAAUUCUUGAAUUGGGAUGACAUUCAGAAGAUGAAAUACUCAUGGAAAGUAGCUUGUGAAGUGAUGAGGAUCUCACCACCGCUUCAAGGUGCUUUUAGGGAAGCUCUCAAUGAUUUCAUUUUCAAUGGCUUUACCAUUCCAAAGGGUUGGAAGUUAUAUUGGAGCACCAACUCAACCCAUAGAGAUCCCGUCUACUUUCCUGAACCUGAGAAAUUUGAUCCUAGGAGGUUUGAAGGAAGUGGGCCAGCUCCAUACACGUUUGUCCCCUUUGGUGGAGGACCUCGGAUGUGCCCUGGAAAGGAGUAUGCUCGCUUGGAAAUACUCGUUUUCAUGCAUAAUUUGGUCAGAAGGUUUAAAUUUGAUAAGUUGAUUCAAGAUGAAAAGAUUGUAGUGAAUCCACUGCCAAUCCCUGAUAAAGGACUUCCUGUUCGCCUUCAUCCUCACAAGGCCUAGCAAGAGACGAGACUACAAUAUCAACUGAUACUAGAUAUAAUCUCUAGCUUAUAAGGCAUUUGUCUUAGAAAUUAGAAGCCAUAAAAUGUAACUUAAUUUGUUGCCAUCUAUAUUGUCGUGUGAUAUAUAUAUAAUUAAUGAUCUUGUGCUUAUAUUUAUAUAUAUGAAACCUUUGGAUCUGCUCAAUAAUGAAAUAUACUUCUCAUUUUACAACUCUA